Messenger RNA from Arabidopsis arenosa, 4940 nucleotides. NCBI's taxonomy places the organism in Eukaryota, Viridiplantae, Streptophyta, Magnoliopsida, Brassicales, Brassicaceae. The record is from the annotation of a GenBank genome assembly.
CGAAGGAUAAUUUUGCUGUAUCACAACAGCUCUUCCCCAUCUUCUCUAGCUGCUUUUCUUCGAUCAUUGAAGCAUCCACCCAGAAAAACCCUAAUCCUCCAGACAAGAAAUGAGCUCUUUCUCCGUUAAAAAGUCUCCAACUUCAUCCUUCCUCUUCCCAAAAAUCACACCUUUACUUAUACGACAUCGUCUCACUCUCCCAUUACUCGUUCCUCCUCACAAACCACCAAGAUUCCGCAUCGUUGCUUCUCUCUCUGGUACUUCAUGGGUCUCUCAAGCUUCUAAAGACAAAUUUGGUGGUUGGGCUCUUGUUGAAGAUGAAGCUCCUUCUCCUCAUUCGAAAACUAAAAAAAAGUGGAGAAAUGUUGUUAUCACUGGUAUUGGAUCGUCACUUGCUGUUGUAUUAGCUACUAUUGCUUACUUCUCAAUCUCCAGAAAAGGUUUUAGGUUUUGCUUUAGUAAUCCAUUGCAUUAUCAAAAUGUGGAAUUGGAUCAGAAUGAUAAUGAAGAAAGUGAAACUCUGUUCACUGAUGAGAACAAUUCUGUUUCUGAGGCUAACUCUGAAAGCAUUGACUAUGUUUCAGACACUACAUCAACCGGAAAAACUCACCGUGUCACCACUCCGGUUGCUGUGGAUGUUGCUCAACAAGAAGCAAUAGCAGUUUUAAAGAAACUAAAGAUAAUUGAAGAUGAUGUAGUGGCAGACGAGUUGUGUACUAGACGAGAGUAUGCUAGAUGGCUGGUUCGUUCUAAUUUGUUAUUAGAGAGAAAUCCAAUGCACAGGAUUGUGCCAGCAGUAGCUUUAGCUGGCUCUUCAAUUCCUGCAUUUGACGAUAUAAAUAUAGCUGACCCUGACUUCGAGUACAUUCAAGCCCUGGCAGAGGCAGGCAUUACUUCAAGCAAGCUAUCCGUAAAAGAUUCUCAAAAUGAUUCGGGAAACAAUAAUUUCUACCCUGAGAGUUUUGUUUCCCGACUCGAUUUGGUUAACUGGAAAGCUCAAUUGGAGUGUGGUUUCCAUCCAGAAAUUAUGGAAGAGAUAUCAAGGACAAAGGUAGACUAUAUAGACACGAAGAAUAUCAAUCCUGAUAUGGCUCUCGGAUUCUUCUUGGACUUCUUGAUGGGUGACAAGAGUACGAUCAGAAACGUUUUUGGUAGGAUCAAGCGGUUUCAGCCAAAUAGACCUGUUACAAAAGCACAAGCAGCUGUAGCAUUAACAAGCGGUAAAAUGGUGGAAGCUAUUUCAGCAGAGCUAUCAAGGUUAGAAGCAGAUUCCCUCUCGCAGAAAGCUGAGACGGAAGAAAUCAGAUCGGAAUUGCUAGAAAAAGGUGAAAUAAGGCAAUUUUGGGAUGAGAAGAUUCAGGCAGAGAGAUCCCGAGGACUUGAGAUGGAAGAGCUGUAUCUCUCCAGAGUUGGUGAAUUAGAAGAAGAGAAAAUCGCUCAGCAGAAGUGGUUUGCAGAGCGUUUGAAAGAGAAAGCAGCCACAGAUUGUCAGAAACAGUUGCUUAAUAGCUUGAGUGAGGAAAUUGAUGAGAUGUCUCAGAGGCUAAUAUCCGAUAAAUCCGUUUAUCUGACUGAGCACAGCAAGUUACAAGAGAUGCUAAGUGACAUACAAUCUAAACUUGAGUCGCUUAUCGACAAAAGAUCUAUCCUCGAAGCUGAAGUCGAAGCUCUUCGGAUUCUAAGAUCUUGGAUAGAGGAUGAAGCUAAGGCAAGCCAAGCCAGAGCUAAGAAUCAGAAUCCAGUGAAGGGUCUAAAUAUGAGUUUUCACACCAUAUCAUGGUUUGUUGUUGCUGCUUCCAUUGCAGCAGUUACUGUUAAGCGGCUCAACGUUAAACCCUCCAAACCGAGCAAACCAUCAGAUAAUGGCAAAGGAGGCGAUAAAGAACAGUCUGUGGAUCCCAACAACAAUCUCAAUGACAAGAAUGUGCAAGAGGAGGAAGAAGAAGAAGAAGAGGUGAAACUAAUCAACAGCGUAAUCAAUCAGACUCGUGGAAGUUUCUCGGACUAUUUAGAUGAUGAUAUUUUACCCGAGUUUGAAGAUCUUUUAUCUGGUGAGAUUGAGUAUCCAUUGCCUGAUGAUGAUAAUAACUUGGAGAAAGCUGAGAAAGAGAGGAAAUAUGAAGUCGAAAUGGCGUAUAACGAUGGUGAGCUCGAAAGGUUGAAACAGUUAGUUAAGGAGCUAGAAGAAAGAGAAGUGAAACUCGAAGGUGAAUUGCUCGAGUAUUAUGGACUUAAAGAGCAAGAAUCGGAUAUCGUUGAGUUACAAAGACAGCUCAAGAUCAAGACUGUUGAGAUCGAUAUGUUAAACAUCACUAUUAAUUCUCUGCAAGCUGAGAGGAAAAAGCUUCAAGAAGAGCUCUCACAAAACGGUAUAGUAAGAAAGGAGCUUGAAGUGGCGAGAAACAAGAUCAAAGAGUUGCAGAGGCAAAUCCAACUCGAUGCUAAUCAGACGAAAGGACAGUUACUGUUGCUUAAGCAGCAUGUAUCAAGUCUUCAAAUGAAAGAAGAAGAAGCUAUGAAUAAAGAUACCGAAGUAGAGAGGAAGCUUAAAGCUGUACAGGAUUUGGAAGUGGAAGUUAUGGAACUCAAGAGAAAAAACAGAGAGCUUCAACAUGAGAAGAGAGAGUUAUCCAUUAAACUCGAUUCAGCGGAAGCAAGAAUUGCAACUCUUUCAAACAUGACCGAGAGCGAUAAAGUGGCGAAAGUUAGAGAAGAGGUUAACAAUUUGAAGCAUAACAAUGAGGAUUUAUUAAAGCAAGUGGAAGGGCUUCAAAUGAAUAGGUUCAGUGAAGUUGAGGAAUUGGUUUAUCUCCGUUGGGUCAAUGCAUGUUUACGGUAUGAGUUAAGAAACUACCAGACACCAGCUGGUAAAAUCUCAGCUCGUGACUUAAGCAAGAACCUAAGCCCCAAGUCCCAAGCAAAAGCAAAACGGUUAAUGCUAGAGUAUGCUGGUUCAGAGCGUGGCCAAGGAGAUACCGACUUAGAAAGCAACUACUCUCAACCUUCAUCUCCGGGAAGCGAUGAUUUCGAUAAUGCUUCGAUGGAUAGUUCCACUAGUAGGUUGAGUAGUUUUAGCAAGAAACCAGGAUUGAUUCAGAAACUCAAGAGAUGGGGCAAAAGCAAGGAUGAUUCGAGCGUUCAAUCAUCGCCUUCAAGAUCAUUCUAUGGAGGAUCACCGGGAAGACUUAGCUCGAGCAUGAAUAAACAGAGAGGUCCUUUAGAAUCUUUGAUGAUUAGAAACGCCGGUGAAUCCGUAGCCAUAACAACAUUUGGUCAAGUGGAUCAAGAAUCUCCUAGUACCCCUGAAACACCGAAUCUUCCUAGAAUCCGAACACAACAACAAGCUUCUUCUCCGGGUGAGGGUUUGAAUUCCGUUGCAGCAUCGUUCCACGUGAUGUCUAAAUCGGUUGACAAUGUUUUGGAUGAGAAGUAUCCUGCGUACAAAGACAGGCAUAAGUUGGCAGUUGAAAGAGAGAAGCACAUUAAGCAUAAAGCAGAUCAAGCAAGAGCAGAGAGAUUUGGCGGUAAUGUGGCUUUGCCUCCUAAACUUGCUCAACUAAAGGAGAAAAGGGUUGUGGUUCCCUCCGUGAUCACAGCCACAGGUGAUCAGUCUAACGAGUCAAAUGAGUCUAACGAAGGUAAAGCCAGCGAAAACGCUGCAACUGUAACCAAAAUGAAGCUUGUAGACAUUGAGAAACGACCUCCUAGAGUACCUCGCCCGCCUCCAAGAUCAUCUGGAGCUGGUAAAAGUACCAAUUUGCCUUCAGCAAGACCUCCCUUACCUGGUGGAGGUCCACCACCACCUCCUCCACCACCUGGCGGUGGGCCUCCUCCUCCACCUGGUGGUGGGCCGCCGCCACCACCACCGCCUCCUGGAGCACUUGGAAGAGGAGCGGGAGGCGGCAACAAAGUUCACCGAGCUCCUGAGCUUGUUGAGUUUUAUCAAUCAUUGAUGAAACGUGAAUCGAAGAAAGAAGGUGCACCUUCUUUGAUCUCUUCAGGAACUGGUAAUUCAUCAGCAGCUAGGAACAAUAUGAUUGGGGAAAUCGAGAACCGAUCAACAUUCCUCUUAGCAGUAAAAGCGGAUGUGGAGACACAAGGGGACUUUGUACAGUCGUUAGCAACUGAAGUCCGAGCUGCUUCUUUCACCGACAUAGAAGAUCUCUUGGCGUUCGUUAGCUGGCUAGAUGAAGAGCUCUCCUUUUUGGUUGAUGAAAGGGCAGUUCUUAAACACUUUGAUUGGCCAGAAGGUAAAGCUGAUGCGCUACGAGAAGCAGCUUUUGAAUAUCAAGAUCUCAUGAAACUGGAGAAGCAAGUUACUUCUUUUGUCGAUGAUCCUAAUCUCCCUUGUGAACCUGCUUUGAAGAAGAUGUACAAGUUGCUAGAGAAGGUUGAACAAAGUGUAUACGCGCUUUUACGUACAAGAGACAUGGCGAUUUCACGAUAUAAAGAAUUCGGGAUUCCAGUUGAUUGGUUAUCUGAUACCGGCGUCGUAGGGAAGAUCAAGCUUUCCUCAGUCCAGCUCGCGAAGAAGUACAUGAAACGAGUAGCUUAUGAGCUUGAUUCAGUGAGUGGCUCUGAUAAAGAUCCUAACAGAGAGUUCUUGCUUCUCCAAGGUGUUCGCUUCGCGUUUAGAGUCCAUCAGUUUGCUGGAGGGUUUGAUGCAGAGAGCAUGAAAGCAUUUGAAGAACUUAGAAGCAGAGCCAAAACUGAAAGUGGAGGAGACAAUAAUAGUAAUAAUAACAAUGAAGAAGAAUCUGUAAACUGAGUUUAUUACUUUCGUUUUUCUUCUAUGUAUCAUUUGUAACACAUACUUGAUUUAUAGUACAGUGAAUUUAUAGACUAUUGUAAAAAGAAAUACAUUUUUUGUGUAGGUUUGCAAUUAUUUAUAUUUUGUUAUUUGUUUACUAUAUUUUAGAUAAUAAAUUCGCAAUAAAUUU